GUGGUGGUGCUUCGGGUGACAACGGUCAAUAAUGAAGGUGGCUGCGGCGCGGCGGCAGGCUCAGCUGCGCCGGGCGGGGGCGGCGCCGGGGCCGCGCCUGUAGGACCUCGGGGCCGGCGCGGCGAAAUGGGGACCCGGCGCGGGGAGUGAGGUGGCGGCGGCGGCGAGCGGAACUUCAGCCAGAGGGGCACUCCCGCUCCCCUCUCUGGCUCGUCAGCUUCCACCUGCAGCCCCUCGGCCCCCGCGUCCCGCGGGACCGGGACGGCGCCGGCGGGGGCAUGUGGCGCUGGGUCCGGCAGCAGCUGGGUUUUGACCCACCACAUCAAAGUGACACAAGAACCAUUUACAUAGCCAACAGGUUUCCUCAGAAUGGCCUUUACACACCUCAGAAAUUUAUAGAUAACCGGAUCAUUUCAUCUAAGUAUACUGUGUGGAAUUUUGUUCCAAAAAAUUUAUUUGAACAAUUCAGAAGAGUGGCAAACUUUUAUUUUCUUAUUAUAUUUUUGGUUCAGCUUAUGAUUGAUACACCUACCAGUCCAAUUACCAGUGGACUUCCGUUAUUCUUUGUGAUAACAGUAACCGCCAUAAAGCAGGGAUAUGAAGAUUGGUUACGACAUAACUCAGAUAAUGAAGUAAAUGGAGCUCCUGUUUAUGUUGUUCGAAGUGGUGGCCUUGUAAAAACUAGAUCAAAAAACAUUCGGGUGGGUGAUAUUGUGCGAAUAGCCAAAGAUGAAAUUUUCCCUGCAGAUUUGGUGCUUCUGUCGUCAGAUCGACUUGAUGGUUCUUGUCACGUUACAACUGCUAGUUUGGAUGGAGAAACUAACCUGAAGACACACAUGGCAGUUCCAGAAACAGCAGUAUUACAAACAGUUGCCAGUUUGGACACACUCAUAGCUGUGAUAGAAUGUCAGCAACCAGAAGCAGACUUGUACAGAUUCAUGGGACGAAUGAUAAUAACUCAACAAAUGGAAGAAAUUGUAAGACCUCUGGGGCCGGAGAGUCUCUUGCUUCGUGGAGCCAGGUUAAAAAACACAAAAGAAAUUUUUGGAGUUGCUAUCUACACUGGAAUGGAAACUAAGAUGGCAUUAAAUUACAAGAGCAAGUCACAGAAACGAUCUGCAGUAGAAAAGUCAAUGAAUACAUUUUUGAUAAUUUAUCUAAUAAUCCUUAUUUCUGAAGCCAUCAUCAGUACUAUCUUGAAAUAUACAUGGCAAGCUGAAGAAAAAUGGGAUGAACCUUGGUAUAACCAAAAAACAGAACAUCAAAGAAAUAGUAGUAAGAUUCUGAGAUUCAUUUCAGACUUCCUUGCUUUUUUGGUACUCUACAAUUUCAUCAUUCCAAUUUCAUUAUAUGUGACAGUCGAAAUGCAGAAAUUUCUUGGGUCAUUUUUUAUUGGCUGGGAUCUUGAUCUCUAUCAUGAAGAAUCAGGUCAGAAAGCUCAAGUCAAUACUUCUGAUCUGAAUGAAGAGCUUGGACAGGUGGAGUAUGUGUUUACAGAUAAAACUGGUACACUGACAGAAAAUGAGAUGCAGUUUCGGGAAUGUUCAAUUAAUGGCAUAAAAUACCAAGAAAUCAAUGGUAGACUUGUAUCUGAAGGACCAACACCAGACUCUUCAGAAGGAAGCUUAUCUUACCUUAAUAGUUUAUCCCAUCUUAACAACUUAACCCAUCUUACAACCAGUUCUUCUUUUAGAACCAGUCCUGAAAAUGAAAGUGAACUGAUUAAAGAACACGAUCUCUUCUUUAAAGCAGUCAGUCUCUGUCACACUGUACAGAUUAGCAAUGCUCAGACUGAUGGCAUUGGUGAUGGUCCCUGGCAGUCCAACUUUGUACCCUCCCAGUUGGAAUACUAUGCAUCUUCACCAGAUGAAAAGGCUUUAGUGGAAGCUGCUGCAAGAAUUGGCAUUGUAUUUAUUGGCAAUUCUGAAGAAACUAUGGAAGUUAAAACACUUGGAAAACUGGAACGGUACAAACUGCUUCAUAUUCUCGAAUUUGAUUCAGAUCGUAGGAGAAUGAGUGUAAUUGUUCAGGCACCUUCAGGUGAGAAGCUUUUAUUUGCUAAAGGAGCUGAAUCAUCAAUUCUUCCUAAAUGUGUAGGUGGAGAAAUAGAAAAAACCAGAAUUCAUGUAGAUGAAUUUGCUUUGAAAGGGCUGAGAACUCUGUGCAUGGCCUAUAAACAGUUGACAUCUAAAGAGUAUGAGGAAAUAGAUAGACGUCUGUUUGAAGCCAGGACUGCCUUGCAACAACGGGAAGAGAAAUUGGCAGAUGUCUUCCAGUUCAUAGAGAAAGACCUGAUAUUACUUGGAGCUACAGCAGUGGAAGACAGGCUGCAAGAUAGAGUUCGAGAAACUAUUGAAGCAUUGAGAAUGGCUGGUAUCAAAGUAUGGGUACUAACUGGUGAUAAACAUGAAACAGCUGUUAGUGUGAGUUUAUCAUGUGGACAUUUUCACAGAACCAUGAAUAUCCUUGAACUUAUAAACCAGAAAUCAGACGGCGAAUGUGCUGAACAAUUGAGGCAGCUUGCCAGAAGAAUUAAAGAGGAUCAUGUGAUUCAGCACGGGCUGGUGGUGGAUGGGACCAGCCUGUCUCUUGCACUCAGGGAGCAUGAAAAACUAUUUAUGGAAGUUUGCAGAAAUUGUUCCGCUGUAUUGUGCUGUCGUAUGGCACCACUGCAAAAAGCAAAGGUAAUAAGACUGAUAAAAAUCUCACCUGAGAAACCUAUAACAUUGGCUGUUGGUGAUGGUGCUAAUGAUGUAAGCAUGAUACAAGAAGCACAUGUCGGCAUAGGAAUCAUGGGUAAAGAAGGAAGACAAGCUGCAAGAAACAGUGACUAUGCAAUAGCUAGAUUUAAAUUCCUCUCCAAAUUGCUUUUUGUUCAUGGUCAUUUUUAUUAUAUUAGAAUAGCUACCCUUGUACAGUAUUUUUUUUAUAAGAAUGUGUGCUUUAUCACACCCCAAUUUUUAUAUCAGUUCUACUGUUUGUUUUCUCAACAAACACUAUAUGACAGCGUGUACCUGACUUUAUACAAUAUUUGUUUUACUUCCCUACCUAUUCUGAUAUAUAGUCUGUUGGAACAGCAUAUAGAUCCUCAUGUAUUGCAGAGCAAGCCCACCCUCUAUCGAGACAUUAGUAAAAACCGUCAACUAAGCAUUAAAACAUUUCUUUAUUGGACCAUCCUGGGUUUCAGUCAUGCCUUUAUUUUCUUUUUUGGAUCCUAUUUUCUAAUAGGAAAAGAUAUAUCUCUGCUUGGAAAUGGCCAGAUGUUUGGAAACUGGACAUUUGGCACCUUGGUUUUCACAGUCAUGGUUAUUACAGUCACAGUAAAGAUGGCUUUGGAAACUCAUUUUUGGACCUGGAUCAACCAUCUUGUUACCUGGGGAUCUAUUAUAUUCUAUUUUAUAUUUUCUUUGUUUUAUGGAGGGAUUCUCUGGCCAUUUUUGGGCUCCCAGAAUAUGUACUUUGUAUUUAUUCAGCUCCUAUCAAGUGGUUCUGCUUGGUUUGCCAUAAUACUCAUGGUUGUUAUGUGUCUAUUUCUUGAUAUUGUGAAGAAAGUAUUUGACCGACAGCUCCAUCCUACAAAUACUGAAAAGGCACAGCUUACUGAAACAAAUUCAGGUAUCAAGUGCUUGGACUCCAUGUGCUGUUUCUCAGAAGGAGAAACAGCGUGCGCAUCUGUUGGAAGAAUGCUGGAACGAGUAGUAGGAAGAUGUAGUCCAACCCAUGUCAGCAGAUCUUGGAGUGCAUCGGAUCCUUUCUAUACCAACGACAGGAGCAUCUUGACUCUCUCCACAAUGGACUCAUCUACUUGUUAAAGGGGCAGUAGUACUUUGUGGGAACCAUUUCAACUCCUUUCCUAAAAUUCAGUGUGAUCAUCCUGGUAAUGGCCACACUAGUUCUGCAGAAUUACUUUUUGAAAUUUCUCAAGUAUUUCAUACCCACUCAGAGUUAUAAUGGCAAACAAAUAAAAAGCAUUGACAUAAACCCCUUUCAACCCCUUUAAUUUAAAUCUGAACAUGUCAGAAUUUGUGAAAGAGACAUUUUCCAUCUCUUUGGAUUGUCCCUUGUGCUUAUGGGACUCCAAAUGGCAUUUCAUCCUCUUGCUAAGGCCACUAUAUUUUAAUAUCAAGGUAGAAAAGGGAACUAAUUCCUAGUUAAUUGUAUUUUUUAGUAUUAGCUUGGUUAUUGAAUCUUCUAUUCAAAUCUGCUUCUGUAAAUUUUGCUGAAAAGUUUGCCCUGAAAACUCUAUUUUUUUAUUAGAGUUAUAUUUGAAGCUUUUCAUGCGAAAAGUUAAUGUGAAUAGAAAGGAAUUUUGGUCCCUCAGUGACCCAUGUUGUUAAUUCUUUAGUGCUUUUUAAGUUCACAGAGCAAAUUAGGAGAAUGCAUUUCCCACCAUUAUUUACUGCAUUGUGGAUAGUAAAUAUAUACCAAUACCAAACUUCUCUAAAUACUGUAACACAAUCAGUAAAAUUAAGCAUAUACAUGCAAAGGGUAUAUUAUAUAUAUAAAUCAGGAAUCAAGUCCAUUCACCAAAUUUCAAGUUGAUGUUUAAUAUUUUUGUGACAGAAUACAAAGAACCUAUAGUGGGUAAAUUACAUACCAUUAGCAUAUUAUUUAAUGUGUUUAUCAUUGGAUCUUUUGCAUGCUUUAAUCUGGUUAAUAUGUUUAAAUUUGCCUUUUUUUUCCCCCUCUAUCUGCAGGCUCUGUUUAUAGUAUUUUAUGACACUGUUGUAAAGUUCAACUAUAUCAAUAAAAAACAAGUUUGGACAGUA
Messenger RNA from Zalophus californianus (California sea lion), 4769 nucleotides. RefSeq names its product ATPase phospholipid transporting 11B (putative) (gene ATP11B). Gene Ontology annotation, biological process: phospholipid translocation. The record is from RefSeq and is a predicted model, not a curated record. Gene Ontology annotation, molecular function: magnesium ion binding; ATP hydrolysis activity; ATP binding. The transcript is spliced from 30 exons. NCBI's taxonomy places the organism in Eukaryota, Metazoa, Chordata, Mammalia, Carnivora, Otariidae. Gene Ontology annotation, cellular component: recycling endosome; plasma membrane; trans-Golgi network. Bases 279 to 3812 code for a protein of 1177 amino acids.